Molecule: messenger RNA, 6584 nt
Organism: Micropterus dolomieu (smallmouth bass)
Lineage: Eukaryota; Metazoa; Chordata; Actinopteri; Centrarchiformes; Centrarchidae
Gene: thoc2
Product: THO complex 2
Exons: 37
Coding region: 111-4787 (1558 amino acids)
Biological process (GO): mRNA processing; mRNA export from nucleus
Cellular component (GO): THO complex part of transcription export complex
Molecular function (GO): mRNA binding
Source: RefSeq, a predicted model, not a curated record
AGUCUUCAGUGUCCCAACAUGCAUCAGUGAGCUACCAGCAGUAGCUGCUAACCACAUUUGACCCUGUGUGUGCGAUGAUGAAUUAGACAUCCGGGCUGUGUGUAUGGAAGAUGGCGACACUUAUCCUCCCUGGUGAAUGGAUCAAAAACUGGGAAAAAUCAGGAAAACACGAGUUUGUACAACUCUGCAAAGAACUUACAGAGAAAAGAGAUCAUGGAAGUGAGAUUAGAGAUGUACAGGCUGCCUUAUACGAGCUUUGCUGGCAAGUUGUUCAGGGGAACCUGAAGCUGGAUCUUGUCGCCAGCGUCCUUGGGGACAUGAUGGAACUCCGGGAUGACAUGACAUCAAUUUUAGCAGAUGUGUUCAGUAUACUAGAUUUAGAGACUGUUGCACUGGAAGAAAAAAACAAACGUGACCAUUACACACAACUGGUGGGAGCUUGUUUGUUUUUUCUUCCAGAGGCCAUCCUGAAAGAGAGGCUGGAUCCAGAAACCCUUGAAUCUCUUGGACUUAUAAAACAAGCCAAUCAGUUCAAUCAGAAGAUUGUAAAAAUCAAGACUAAACUUUUUUACAAGCAACAGAAGUUUAACUUGCUAAGGGAGGAGAACGAGGGCUACGCCAAACUAAUCACUGAGCUUGGCCAAGACCUCUCAGGCAACAUCACCAGCCAUCUUGUCCUGGAGAGCAUCAAGUCCCUUAUAGGAUGUUUCAAUUUAGACCCUAAUCGUGUUUUGGAUAUAAUCCUGGAGGUGUAUGAGAGUCGAUCCGACCAAGAUGAGUUCUUUCUGUCUCUCAUCAAGUCUUACAUGUGUGAGCCACUCACCCUUUGCCACAUCCUGGGCUUUAAGUUCAAAUUCUACCAGGAGCCUAACGGAGAAACCCCCAAGUCACUUUACCACAUUGCUGCUGCUCUGCUUCACCAUAACCUGAUAGAGCUGGAAGAUCUCUACGUACAUCUUAUGCCACUAGAUGCCACCAUCGUAGAGGAACACAAACGGGAUAUCUCAGAGGCCAAGCAGAUUGCUCGCAAGCUGGUCAUGGUUGUGUUGCCGUCAGACAAAAGUGAAGACAAAGAAAAAGAGAAAGAAAAGGAGGAGGAGAAGAAUGAGAAGCCACCUGAUAACCAGAAACUUGGUCUGCUGGAAGCGCUACUUAGAAUUGGGGACUGGCACCACGCCCAGAGUAUUAUGGACCAGAUGCCUUUCUUCUAUGCUACUUCUCACAAGGCCAUUGCACUGGCACUCUGUCAGCUUGUGCACCUGACUGUGGAGCCUCUUUACAAAAGGGCUGGACUCCCAAAAGGGGCAAAGGGAAGUGUAAUGCAUCCACUGAGAAAUAAGCGGGCCCCUCGGCCUGCAGAGAUCUUCGAGGACCUACGCAGGGACACAUUCAGCAUGCUUGGCUACCUGGGGCCUCACCUCUCCCAUGACCCUAUCCUUUUUGCCAAGAUUGUGCGUCUGGGCAAGGCCUUCAUGAAAGAGUACCAAAGUGACGGCAGACCUGAUGUCAAAGACAAAAUGGAAACACUUUUGAGUUGUUUCCUGAGCAUUGCAGACCAGGUGCUACUCCCUUCUCUUUCUCUGAUGGAGUGUAAUGCUUGCAUGUCUGAGGAACUGUGGGGUCUCUUCAAACUCUUUCCCUACCAGCACAGGUACCGGUUAUAUGGGCAGUGGAAGAAUGAGACAUAUUCCAGCCAUCCACUGUUGGUUAAAGUCAAAGCUCAGACUGUGGAAAGGGCCAAAUACAUUAUGAAGCGGUUGACCAAAGAGAAUGUGAAACAAUCUGGAAGGCAGAUUGGCAAGCUGAGCCAUAGCAAUCCCACCAUCCUCUUUGAUUAUAUGCUGUCUCAGAUCCAAUGGUACGACAACCUCAUCGUUCCAGUGGUGGAUUCCUUGAAAUACCUCACAUCCCUCAACUAUGAUGUCCUGGCCUAUUGCAUCAUUGAGGCUCUGGCCAAUCCCGAGAAGGAGAAGAUGAAGCAUGACGACACUACCAUCUCCUCAUGGCUUCAGAGCCUCGCAAGUCUGUGUGGAGCCGUGUUCAGAAAAUACCCAAUUGAGUUGGCUGGCCUUCUGCAGUAUGUCACCAAUCAGCUAAAAGCAGGGAAGAGUUUUGACCUGUUGAUCCUGAAAGAGGUGGUGCAGAAAAUGGCUGGCAUCGAGAUCACAGAUGAGAUGACCUCAGAGCAGUUGGAGGCCAUGACCGGAGGGGAGCAACUCAAAGCUGAGGGUGGCUACUUUGGCCAGAUCAGGAACACUAAGAAGUCAUCACAACGUCUGAAAGAUGUGCUGCUGGACCACGAAUUGGCUUUGCCACUGUGUCUGCUCAUGGCCCAGCAACGAAAUGGUGUGGUUUUCUUAGAGGGUGGAGAGAAACACCUCAAACUUGUUGGCCACCUCUAUGAUCAGUGCCAUGACACAUUGGUUCAGUUUGGUGGCUUUCUGGCCUCCAACCUAAGCACAGAGGACUACAUCAAGCGGGUUCCCUCCAUUGACAUCCUUUGUAACCAGUUCCACACUCCACAUGAUGCUGCCUUCUUCCUAUCUCGGCCAAUGUACGCCCAUCAGAUUUUGUCUAAGUAUGAUGAGCUGAAGAAAGCAGAGAAAGGCAACCGGCAGCAGCAGAAGGUACACAAGUACGUGGCAGCCUGUGAACAGGUGAUGACACCGGUGCAUGAGGCUGUGAUGUCCCUCCAUCCAGCCAGGGUCUGGGACGACCUCCGCCCUCAGUUCUACGCCACCUUCUGGUCCCUCACAAUGUACGACCUGGCCGUUCCACAUGCUGCCUACGACCGUGAGGUCAACAAGCUCAAGGCCCAGAUCAAGGCCAUCGAGGAGAACCCAGAGAUCCCCUUGAAUAAGAAAAAGAAGGAGAAGGAACGCUGCACUGCCCUGCAGGAAAAACUGCAGGAAGAGGAGAAGAAGCAGCUGGAGCAUGUCCAAAGGGUUCUACACCGUCUCAAACUGGAGAAGGACAACUGGUUGUUGGCCAAAUCCACAAAGAACGAGACCAUAACAAAGUUCCUGCAACUCUGUCUGUUCCCUCGCUGCAUCUUCUCUUCCAUCGACGCCGUGUACUGUGCCCGCUUUGUUGAGCUGGUCCACCAGCAGAAGACGCCCAACUUCUGCACCCUCCUGUGCUAUGACAGGGUGUUCUCUGCUAUCAUUUACACUGUGGCCAGCUGUACAGAGAACGAGUCUCACCGCUACGGACGCUUCCUCUGCUGCAUGCUGGAGACGGUGACGCGUUGGCACAGCGACCGUGCGGUCUAUGAAAAGGAGUGCGUCAAUUACCCUGGCUUCCUGACCAUUUUCAGAGCCACAGGCUUCGAUGGAGGGAACAAAGCAGAUCAACUUGAUUAUGAGAACUUCAGGCAUGUGGUGCACAAAUGGCACUACAUGCUGACUAAAGCUUCAGUUCACUGCCUGGAGACGGGAGAUUACACCCACAUCCGGAAUAUCCUCAUCGUGCUUACCAAGAUCCUGCCCUGCUACCCCAAGGUCCUGAACCUGGGCCAAGCGCUUGAGUGCCGUGUCCACAAGAUCUGCCUCGAGGAGAAGGACAAGAGGCCAGACCUCUAUGCCUUAGCAAUGGGUUAUUCAGGUCGGUUGAAAAGCCAGAAGGUGCACAUGGUCCCUGAAAAUGAGUUUCACCACAAGGAGCAGCCAGCCCGCAGUGCCACCCCUGCCAGUCAGCAGAACGGCCCCGGCAGCACAGGCAAGCCUGCCACCAGCACAAGCAAGACAGAGGAGGGGACGUCAGAGGAUGGUGAUCGGGGCAAAGAUAAAUCUCAGGGGACCACAAAGCCAGUGAACAAAGCCAACAGUGCAGCGGCCAAAGUGACCACCAGCAACGGGAACGGUGCUCUCAACAGCACCAAAGCCACUAAAGAACGGGACGACAAAGAGAAGAGCGGGAAGGAGAAAAAAGAGAAGAAGGAAAAGACACCGGGCAGCACUCCUGAGACAAAGGUGGAGAACCGUCGGGAGAAGCAGAGAGACGAGAGAGCGGGGAAGGAGGAGCGGGUGGCACGUGAGGGUAAGGAGAAGACCCCCAAGGCAGACAGGGAGAAAGUGAAGGCCGAGGAGAAGAGCAGCAAAGACGACAAGGCCAAAGCCGGCAAUGGGGAGCCAGUGGAGGUGUCCAGGGAGCGCGACGCCAUCAAGGAGUCCAAGAGCAAGGAGAAAGGAGACAGGAGCGCUGUGGCCGGGUCCCUCAAGUCACCAGUUCCCAGAUCAGAGUCAGCCGAAUCUGAGAGGGAUCACAAAAGACGAAAGCUCGACAGUCACUCUUCUCCAUCCCACUCCUCGUCUGUUAAGGACAAUAGCAACGAACCCAAGGAGUCCACAUCCAAGCACCACGUCAACUACAAUUCAGUAGCCCGGUCCAAGAGCAGAGAGAGGGAGAUGGAGAAGAAAGAUACAGACAGCACACAAGGCCGAUCCAAAGAGAAGAAGGAAGAAAAGGAUCGGAAAGAAAGGAAAAGAGACCAUGCUGUCAAUGACCGCGAGGCGAGCCAAGAAACCAAACGUAAAAAGGAUGAGAAUGGAACCAAUUCUUCCAAAAACAGCAAGAGCACAAGUCCUACCUGUGACUCCCCACUUUCGGCUGAAAAAGAGAAGAGCAAAAGAUCCAAAUCGUCCAGCAAAGAGAAGGCAGAGUCUGUGAAACCUGAGCGAACGUCCUCUGGAGGCAAAAAGGAGUCCAGACACGAUAAGGAGAAAUCUGAAAAGAAAGAGAAGAGGGAAAGCAGCGGAGGAAAGGAAGAGAAAAAGCAAUAUCCUUAAACGUGCCACCUAAAUUAUAAUUAUGGGCGUAUUUUGUACUGUCAGGUGUGAAUAUUUUGGUAUUUAAAGGUGUGGAGUCUUUCUAAAAUUGUAGUUUUUUAACAUCACUGCUUCACCAAAUCAACUCCAGGCACCUCCUUUGCUCAGGGCCACAUUUGGUCCUCAUUGACGGAUGAAUUGGCUUGUUUUAAAAUGAUGCAAACAUUUGUGCUCCUGUUCACCAGUCUUUUAACAUGUGCUUACUACAGCCACUCACUGCACUCAAUUUGUUUCCAAUUUGUGUCCACUAUGAGAGAAUUACCUCCAUUUAUAUCUGUUAUGUGUCACCAAAUACACUCAGAUGCAAUAACUGUAGAUACCAACCAUUUUCACGUCAACCUAAUUAGUGCACUAAUCCUCAGCCAAUAACCAUUCAACUUUUCUCAUUUUAGCUCUUAACUGCAGGCUAAUUCUGUGUUCAGCCCACUCUGACACGAGCUAAACUGAUCAUGUGCUCUUUAACUGGGAACUCAUUAAAGCAUGCACUCUUACACACUAGCAAUCUUCAGGGGAGUGGAUGAAGUUCUUGUCAUUUCCUGUGAUUGGGGAGGGGGGACUCAUUCAUAUCAAUAUUUUGGGGACUCCGAAUCUACAACCUGUCACAAUCCCACAGUUAGACAAUGAAAAAGAGGCCUGGAUGCUCGGAGGCUCACCUGCUAUGACAAAACCGUUGUUUUUGGCAGUCAGUAAUUUAAGUACUUGUCAGCAUUUCAGUCUUUGAUUAAUUUCCCAUUUCCCUUAACAAUCAUACUCAUAAAUCCUCUGACAAGCACAGAUAAUGUGCACUAAUCAUUGAAGGUAAGACACUUUCAACUUCUUUGUAAACAUCUCUCAAUACAACAUCUUUGUGGGCAGUUUUUCAUAUAUUUUCUCGCCUCCGCUCCACAGCAGAACUGGAGAAGCUGUGUUUUUUCUUUAUCUGCAAGACAUCUGAAACUCCCCCUGUGCUACGUUAGUAACUCGUACUCUCAUUUCUGCCUGUUGUUUUGCUGUAAACCCCCCCCCUUCCAAGUGUUAGCUGUAGUUAUCUCAAUUUACAGAUCACCUCAUUAUUUUUCUAUUUCAGUAUACAGCAAACCUUUUCUUCUUUUUUAUUAUUCAUAUGGGCACAGUGUGCUGCUCUAAUCACAUUGUUGUUGUUCUAAUUAGUAAAGUGGUUACUGUAUGAAAUGAUCUCAUCUGGUCAUGGAUUCAAUAAUCUCAUGCUUGAAAAUGUGUAUUUUUUUGUAUGUUGUCAGGCUUUGCUUUAUGCUCGUUUUAUUGGAGUUAACAUGCUUUCCAUACUCACUUACCUCAUAUCCUUUUUGAGAUACUUAGAUACAUUUUAUUUAUUUAUCUCCAUCUUUUAAUCCAAGUAAGACAGUAGGCGUAAGUGAGGAAAAUGAUAAUAGGACCAGUUUGUAUAUUGUGUACAAUAAUAAAGAGAGUAACAUGAAAUUCACAUCAUGUUAUUUCUUCUUUUCUUUGUUUUUUGAUGUCCCCUACUGUCCUUUUGUGAUUUUGUGUUAAUCAGGUUUUUACAUAAUUUAUAAAAAAAAAAAUGCCAUUUCAACCUUCAUUCAAAUGUAGAAUUGUAAAAAACAAAAUAAUAAAAAAAAAUCACACACAAAUUCUCAAACUCUGUACUCCAAAUACAACUGUUUCAAAAUGACUUUUGGAGAUUUUAUCUGCUGUACUCAAUGAGUGUAAGCUUUUGUUCUUUUUUUAAAAAAAAAAACAGAAAAACAAUAAAUACGUUUUCCUAGUGUGUCACUUUGA